CAGCAUGUUGGUGGUGGGCACCAUGUUGGGCACCCUCGCGGUGCUGCCCGCGCCGCGCAGCCCGUUGCUGGGCAAGCCGCGAGCCGUCGUCACCGGGGGCGACACCGGCCACUUAGUCUACGGCAAGUUGCAGCGCGCGGCGACGCUGCCGGGCACGCGACUCUCAAAGGAUCCCAUCGCCGCCGUCGCGGACCAGGGCCGCCUGCGCGGCGUGCUGUGGCAGCAAUUCGCCAUGGCAAGCGUGCCCGGUGCCGACCAGCUCGACCUCGAGUACAUAAACACUCGCCGGAUCGACGGAUGCCUGCUCUUCAUCGACGCGACGAAACCACGCUCCGCAGCACCCGGCCUGCAGCUGCCGUUCCCCAACCCCUUCUCCUCCCUGCCCAGUCCGUUCGGCGGAGCGGCGGGUGCCGCCCCUCCGCUCGACCUCGCAGCCUUGCUCGAGGUCGCAGAGUCUCGCGGCGCCGUGCAUUGCUACGUGCUCGCCGACUCCGACGCGGCGGCGGAGAGCGGCGCGCUUCUCGAGGGCGCAGGGCGGAGCGGCGCGCUGCGCCUCACGCUGCUGGCGCCCGAGGACGGGAUCGCGCUGCGCAGCACGGCCGGUUGGACGUGCGGCCAGCUCCAGGACCACGAAGGCGUGCUAGAGGGGCCGCUCGCUGUCCGGGACGCGUCGCCCGCCUUUGCGGACGGCGGCGGCGGCGGCGGGGAUGGCGGCGG
This is a messenger RNA of Emiliania huxleyi CCMP1516, 717 nucleotides long. RefSeq lists its product as hypothetical. The record is from RefSeq and is a predicted model, not a curated record. The annotation marks the transcript as partial. The transcript has 3 exons. NCBI's taxonomy places the organism in Eukaryota, Haptophyta, Isochrysidales, Noelaerhabdaceae.